This is a messenger RNA of Cylas formicarius (sweet potato weevil), 2482 nucleotides long. RefSeq lists its product as uncharacterized. NCBI's taxonomy places the organism in Eukaryota, Metazoa, Arthropoda, Insecta, Coleoptera, Brentidae. The record is from RefSeq and is a predicted model, not a curated record. Gene Ontology annotation, cellular component: chromosome; nucleus. The transcript is spliced from 2 exons. The coding region runs from base 73 to 1818 and encodes 581 amino acids. Gene Ontology annotation, biological process: regulation of transcription by RNA polymerase II. Gene Ontology annotation, molecular function: zinc ion binding; chromatin insulator sequence binding.
UAUGGCGCAUCGAUUGACAAAGCUUUGACAGUUUUGGUUUAUAAAACUUAUUAAAAUACGUAUUUGUUUUGUAUGGAGAUGUUUACUUUGCCGAAUUUUUGUCGGGUCUGCCUUAAAUACGACAAAAACCUGAUCGACUUGGCUCAUAUCGAGAAUGAACCGAGCGAAACGCUGAUGAGUAAACUUCAGCUUUGCGUUUCCGAAGUGGAGUGGACCACCUUCAAGCCUUUGUUAUGCCAUCCGUGCAUCAAGCGGCUAAACAUAGCCUACAGUUUUAAGAAACAAUGCGUCCAAUCGGCUGGCGUUUUAAAAAAUUAUGUCGAACUUGUGAAAGAAUCUCAGAAAAAGAACGAAUCUCAACAAAAUGUUACGCCGAAAACGGAAAGUGGCAUGCCUCCUGGUGGCGCAUAUAUGUUGCUGCCUAAUCAAAAGUAUGUGAAAAUACUUGUAGGUUCCCAGAAUCAAGGCACUACAGGAAAUACAUUUCAAAAUGUUUUUUUAAAUUUAAUACCUACCGCCACCUUGAACGCUGUGCCCGCUUCCAGCGAGUCGGCGCAAACGAACAAAGACACUAAUCAGAAUGUUUUUUUAAAUUUAAAUAACACUUUUCAAAAGUUCAUACCACUGGCCCCUAUAGAUACCUCAAUAAAAGUGGAACCACCUCCCCUUAAAAAGUGCGAGACCACAAAGCCUACAAAUGUUAAUGUAAAUCAACUAUUGACUGACAGUAAAGCAGAGGAAAUGAGUGUUGAAAUUGAUCCUACGUCAUUGCUACAGUUGGAGCAUGAUGAUGGUAGCAAUGAAGAAUCAGCCAUUAAUGACUGGGAUGAGGUGAUAACCCAUUCAAAAAUAGAUCCAAAGGAAACAAAGGUGAAUGGGGACGUAACCCUAAAUGGCAAAGAUUCAAUGUAUGGAAACUAUGUUCCUAUACUUCCAAAACAGGAAGACUUUUUUUCGGGUCAACAUUUUUUGUCUGGCUCCUUUGAACCAAGAGAUAUUGUUUGUGAAUCAUGCCAAAGAACAUUCCCUUCUCUGAGACUGCUUAAACAACACUUUAAGCACUUCCACUUGGGGAAGUUGCCUUUUAAAUGCGAGUACUGUUACACAGAGCAUUUGACCAGAAGUGAUUAUGAGUCAUGUGUCAAAAGCCACAAACUAGAAUCGGACAGUUCAACUAACACCUCUCUCACAUUGAAAGACUUUGCAACUGCUUCACCACAGGCUUUAGACGCUCUCUCCCUAUCAGAUUUUACGACCCAACAAAAUUUAAUACCCAAUGAAAAUGGACACUAUGUUUGUGACAUUUGCAAUCACGUUUUUAAGAAUUCGGCUGGAGUUUUGAGGCACAAGGUGAGAAAACAUAAUCACCGGGAAGCUAGAAAAAAAUAUUUUAUUAAAGGCAUGAAAAAUGCCAAGUGCGAUAUCUGCCAGCGAGAGUUCUCUACACAGUCAUACAUGCAACUCCACAGGAAACUGCACAUGAGAGACGAUAAGGGUUAUAAAUACAAAGUAUUGGGAAGGAGUAAAUAUGACCUCAGCAAUGAAGAUAAGGACAAAGAGGAUAAAGCUGACAAACCUUCAGACGAUAAAGAAUCCCAUGAAGGUACCCAAGAAGAUGAGGAGCAUAGUGAUUCUAAUGGCGAGCACGAGAGGAAAAAAAGGAAAAUAUCAAUUGAGUCACAGGAUGAUUCGGGAGAUGAAAAAGACAAAGGGGAGACUGCAGAUAAUGACAAAAAGGACGAAGUGGAAGACGAAGAAGAUUCAGAAAGUGAGGAUGAGGAUCAUGACACUGAUGAGCAAGUGAGCGAAGAAAACUAAGACUAGGGUAGAUCUUUUUUGCAAUGCCAUGUGGUAUGUUGAGAGUGAUAUAUUUACUGAUAGGCCCACUCGAGCAAGCUUAUUGACACAUAAUAAUUGGAUUUUUAUAUAUACAUUUUUUUUGCCAUUUAGUUAUUGUACUCUGUAUACACCACUUUAAUUUUUGAACUGAACUAGAUAGACGAUACUUUACUGCAACAUUGUUUUAAGUAUUUAAACAUUCUGUAAUAUCUUUUUUUUUCUAUCAGCAUAAGGUUUUAUACACUAGGUUAGCGUUAAGGUUAAUUCUUGAUUUUUUUUAUCGAUUAAUUAUACUUUGUACAUAUUUUUCUUAAAUUUUCGAAUAAUUCGUCCUUUUUUAAUAGAUAAGAGGAUAUGCCUUUUAAUUUUUUUUUUGCAGUUUUAAAUAUUAUUUUAAAUUGAAAGGUAUUAAAGGCAUAUUUUGUAAUAUAUAUAUUUGAAAUUAAGUAUAUCGCCUAGUCUCAAAGCAAUUUCAGUAAUAACAGGACCCCAUAAUUUGUGCGGUAGAAAAUUUAUGAAACGAGAAGAAUAUAUAGGAAUUUCGUGGGGUCUGAUUAGAAGACAGGCCACUUUUAAACUUUUGUAAAAAGUGCUAAACCGGCAAAAUAGGCUCUUCGAGUAAAAAGUUAAACUUACCACCCAU